AUGCAGUUCACUCGCAUCUUUGCCGCUACUGCCGUUGUCGCCGCCUCGGUGGCCAUGGCCUCGCCUGCCGCGCAGGCCCCUGUUGUCGCUGACGCCGGCCUCCAGCGCCGCUCGAACAGCAGCAAGCCCUGCGGCGGUGGUCUCCUUGGCGUCCUUGACAACGUUCUCGAGGAGAUCGUGCCCGAAGUCAAGCCUCUCCUCAAGGGCCUUGAUGCUACCGAGGACCAGAUUGGCAAGGCCAUUCCUCUCGUUGGCGACCUCCUUGACCUCCUCAAGGAAAUCUGCGUCGGUUAA
Malassezia japonica is the source of this 294-nucleotide messenger RNA. RefSeq lists its product as uncharacterized. The transcript has 2 exons. The coding region runs from base 1 to 294 and encodes 97 amino acids. NCBI's taxonomy places the organism in Eukaryota, Fungi, Basidiomycota, Malasseziomycetes, Malasseziales, Malasseziaceae. The record is from RefSeq and is a predicted model, not a curated record.